CGCGACAUGGGCUCGCCGCGCGGAGUCUAGCCGGCCCCCCCGGGGAGGAGGACUUGACGGCGCCGCGGGGGGUUGGAGAUGGAGCCCGGUCUGUUGGGGAUUUACCUGCUCCUGCCACUCUUGCUCCUGCGCAGGUCCGGCGCCAAGGAGAUCACGUGCCAGGAAAUAGCCGUGCCGCUGUGCAAAGGCAUCGGCUACAACUACACGCACAUGCCCAACCAGUUCAACCACGACACGCAGGACGAGGCCGGCCUGGAGGUGCACCAGUUCUGGCCGCUGGUGGAGAUCCAGUGCUCGCCGGACCUCAAGUUCUUCCUGUGCAGCAUGUAUACGCCCAUCUGUUUGGAGGACUACAAAAAGCCGCUGCCGCCUUGCCGGAGCGUGUGCGAGCGCGCCCGCGCCGGCUGCGCGCCCCUCAUGAGGCAGUACGGCUUCCCGUGGCCGGACCGGAUGAAGUGCGACCUGCUGCCGGUGCAAGGCAACCCCGACACGCUGUGCAUGGACUACAACAGGACCGACUCCACCACCACCACCGCCGCCUCGCCGGUCCUCUCCAAGCCCACUAAUAACCCCGGGAAGGGGUACAACCCCCCCAAGGUGAAGCCCGGGGCGCCCCGGAAGUACAAGCCGGGCGCCGCGCCCUGCGAGCCCGGGUGCGCCUGCUCGGACCCCAUGGUGCCGGUCGACGCCGAGCGCCACCCGCUGUACAACCGCGUGAAAACGGGUCAGGUCAGCAACUGCGCCAUGCCGUGCCACAGCCCCUACUUCACCCCCGACGAGAGGGCCUUCACCGCCUUCUGGAUCGGGCUCUGGUCCGUGCUGUGCUUCGUGUCCACCUUCGCCACCGUGGCCACCUUCCUCAUCGACAUGGAGCGCUUCAAGUACCCGGAGCGGCCCAUCAUCUUCCUGUCCGCCUGCUACAUGUUCGUGUCGGUGGGCUACAUCGUGCGGCUCGUCGCCGGCCACGAGAAGGUGGCCUGCAGCCGGGAGUACGACGUGGAGCACAUCCACUACGAGACCACGGGGCCGGCGCUGUGCACCGUGGUCUUCCUCCUCAUCUACUUCUUCGGCAUGGCCAGCUCCAUCUGGUGGGUCAUCCUGUCCCUGACUUGGUUCCUGGCCGCCGGGAUGAAGUGGGGCAACGAAGCCAUCGCCGGCUACUCCCAGUACUUCCACUUGGCGGCGUGGCUCAUCCCCAGCAUGAAGUCCAUAGCGGUCCUGGCGCUGAGUUCUGUGGACGGCGACUCUGUGGCCGGGAUCUGCUACGUGGGCAACCAGAACCUGGACAACCUGCGCGGGUUCGUCCUGGCCCCUUUGGUUAUUUACCUGUUCAUCGGCACCAUGUUCCUCCUGGCCGGAUUCGUGUCUCUCUUCCGGAUCCGGAACGUCAUCAAGCAAGGCGGCACUAAGACGGACAAACUGGAACGACUCAUGAUCCGGAUCGGCGUUUUCACCGUGCUCUACACGGUCCCGGCCACCGUCAUCGUGGCCUGCUUCUUCUACGAGCAACACAACAGGCACAAGUGGGAGACGACCCACAACUGUUCGGACUGCCUCCAGGAGCGCGACCGCAGCCGGCCGGACUACGCCGUCUUCAUGUUGAAGUACUUCAUGUGCCUUCUGGUGGGCAUCACGUCCGGGGUGUGGAUCUGGUCCGGCAAGACUCUGGACUCCUGGAGGACUUUCUGCACCCGGUGCUGCUGGGGCAGCAAGGCCACGGGCGGCUCCAUGUACAGCGACGUGAGCACGGGCCUGACGUGGCGGUCCGGCACGGCCAGCUCCGUGUCUUGCCCCAAGCAGAUGCCAUUGUCGCAGGUCUGAAUGGAAGCCCACCAAAGCAGCUUAGGACUGCUAAUUGUCGGGAGAUAACCCCACACGCCCUCCCGGUCUUAAGCAAUUUGCAUCGGAAAGAACUUCCAAUCUCCAACUUUCGGGGCAUUACUUCAGUUUUUUCUACCCAUCCUGUGCCAGAUAGUCGUCUCAAAGCCUUAAGAGUCUUAAGAGUUUGCUUCUUUUACGGGUCGUUCAUUUUUUGUAAUUCCAACAAAGUAUUUAUAUAUUAUGUAUAUUUGUGUAUAAAAGAGAAGUUUAUAAGUAGUGUAUAUUUUGUACAAAGUGUAGAUGUUUCUUGAAAAACUUCUAUUUUGACAAUAAAACCUUUGAUA
Molecule: messenger RNA, 2165 nt
Organism: Nerophis lumbriciformis (worm pipefish)
Lineage: Eukaryota; Metazoa; Chordata; Actinopteri; Syngnathiformes; Syngnathidae
Gene: fzd8a
Product: frizzled class receptor 8a
Biological process (GO): canonical Wnt signaling pathway; non-canonical Wnt signaling pathway
Cellular component (GO): plasma membrane
Molecular function (GO): Wnt receptor activity; Wnt-protein binding
Source: RefSeq, a predicted model, not a curated record